AUGACUUUGGCCGAAGACACUCAGACUUUCAGGUACUUUCACCACAUGAUUUCUGGCUGGUGUCCGGAAGGUGCUUACACCCACCUCCAAACCCUCGAGGAGUGCGACAUGACUCCUCCCGGGUGCUCACCAGGGUUUUUCAUUUUUACCACGGGAAAUACGGCCGGGGUGCUCCCUGCCGAAGCAGGGAUCCCCAUCGGUGGAGUGGGAAAACGGUUUCUUGCUCUUCAGGUGCACUACUACGACCCCUCCUCAAACUUUGGGAUUCAGGACAGCGUUGGCGUAAACCUCUUCAUUGCGGAUAGCCUGCGACCUCAUGAUGCAGGGCUUCUUACACUGGCCGCAGGCGGGCUUUGGCCUGAGAGGCAAAUCCUGGCCGACAUACCUCCAGGGCUCCAGAACUACGCUGCGGAGCCUGUGUUGCUGCCAUCAUCAUGCACCCGUGAGUGGAAGGCAGAGGAGGUGACGGUGUUGUCACAACUUUAUCACGCGCACGGGGCGGGCACAAACAUGACGACGGAGGUGUUCCGAGGCUCCCAGAGAAUCGGAAUGUUGAGGCAGGAGAAGCUUUACGAUUACAACUUCCAGACCUUCGCACCCACAGGCAGUUUCCGGAAGCUGCAGAGAGGUGAUGAGCUUUUGUUCACAUGCAACUACAACACCUCCAGCCGAAGAUCACCCAUUAAAUGGGGCGGGGGUGUAGAUGCCGAGAUGUGUUUGUCUUUCUUGAUGUACUAUCCCGCGCAAGAGCUAAAAGGGGUUUGGUAUGUUGAGGAUGGCUUGGUGUACUGCGAAGGCGCAAGUCAUGCGUGGCACAAUGUCAGCCGCGCCCCCUCUGCGCCAUCUCCGCCUUGCGUCUCUCGCGGAAACCUUUUCUCGCAGCCUGCUUUGGACCUGCUGGUGGCCAUGAACACAGGCAAACCAACAGACAGGACUCCUCCCUUGCAAGGUCAAGUGGGCCAGGUGGCUGUGGCGGUGUUUGCAGCGCGGAUGUCUUGGCUGCUUUCCUUCGCCAGCCUGUUUACAUUCCUCGCCUAG
This is a messenger RNA of Symbiodinium necroappetens, 1038 nucleotides long. Lineage: Eukaryota; Dinophyceae; Suessiales; Symbiodiniaceae. The record is from the annotation of a GenBank genome assembly.